Acyrthosiphon pisum (pea aphid) is the source of this 838-nucleotide messenger RNA. RefSeq lists its product as uncharacterized. The coding region runs from base 191 to 838 and encodes 215 amino acids. Lineage: Eukaryota; Metazoa; Arthropoda; Insecta; Hemiptera; Aphididae. The record is from RefSeq and is a predicted model, not a curated record. The transcript has 6 exons.
UCUACAAUUUCAAGAAUUAAUAAAAUUUGGGAAGAAUGAUGUGUACGUGAUGAUAUAGCUAUUUAGCUGAUUUAACUGGCUUAUUAGCUAUACUAAUUCAGAAAUUAAAUUUAGCUGAUCCAGUACUAGUUUUUCAAAUACAUGUAUUAACGAUUAUUGUGUUAAACUGGAACAGAUUAUAGACUUGAAAAUGACAAAUUUAAAAGAAGCAAAUCUACUUCUUACUAAUAUUGAAGCUAUACAGAACAUAUUAAAAGAUCGAACAUGGUAUCAAGAGUUCUUGAAUAAAUUAAAUGAUCGAACGUCAAAAAUUGAAAGUUACAUAAAAUGCCUUAGACAAGAAACUAUUGAUCGGGCGCAACUAAUAAAUGUUUUAGAAGUUGCUACAUCUUAUUAUGAAGAACAAAAUAGCAAAUUUCAAACUGUUUCUCAAGUAUAUUUCAACUACACCAAAAGCGUAGAACUUCUAAAGAGUAAAUUGCAAUCAUUGGUUAGCUCUAUGCCAACCGAUAGUUCAAUGCAUUCUACUGAUAUUAAUGCUACAUCCCCUGUGACAUCUUCUGUGCCUAUUGAAGAUUUGAACAUACAUAAUAUCAAUUAUGAUACAGUAUUAAACUCUGAUAAAUAUAAUAUGAUGAAUUCUUCAAUGGACAAUAGCAUUAAUGAUACCGAUAUUUAUGUGCCCACUACAGUUAUCAAUAAUGUUCCCCAAGAGAAUAUUUUACUGAACAAUAGUGACGACGAAGAAGACUUUGAUGUUCCCCAGGAGAAUGUUCAAUUAAUUAUCAGUGACGGGGAAGAUGAAAUUGAUGGUAAAUUUCAAAGUUUAAAUUAUUAA